This is a messenger RNA of Chlamydomonas reinhardtii, 4179 nucleotides long. RefSeq lists its product as uncharacterized. Bases 357 to 3710 code for a protein of 1117 amino acids. The transcript is spliced from 2 exons. Gene Ontology annotation, molecular function: kinase activity. The record is from RefSeq and is a predicted model, not a curated record. Lineage: Eukaryota; Viridiplantae; Chlorophyta; Chlorophyceae; Chlamydomonadales; Chlamydomonadaceae.
UACUCCAUUGAAGUGCGUCUUCCACGAGUAAUCGUCUCGGUAAACUGUUCAACAUGCCACCGCGACGGCGUCAUCUCGCUGCCACUCUAUUGGAUAGGAUGAAAGCAGAGAUGCAAUACUUUGCUGGCCUUCACGAGGACACACUGGUCGAUCCAGCCCGCGCCGAGGACCUCUCAGACCUGAUAUCGGAAGCGUUCAGUUCAAAUCUGGCCUUUACCGACAAUAUAGAUGUCCUGAGCAGCAUCGUGGCUGCGCAUGGCUGGGCCGCACGCGCACUCGCCGCAGACGUGCUAAACCGCCCGGCUGGCGUCGUGCUGGAGGCGAUGGUGAGGAUAAUCGAUAGCAUACUUGAUAUAAUGCAGUCUUCCGACCGAGCUGGCCGACUGGUCCGCGCCCUCAUCCGUGCUGACACGCUGGCCGUCUACUCGCGGUUCUGCGCACGGACGCUCGUGCCCACCAGGGGGCCCGCCACCCGCCACAGAGCCCUCCCGCCGGACCAGCUCAAGCUUCUGCUGCUCACGAAUGUGAUCAGAAACCUGCACAGGCUCAUCACGUGCGCGGUGGACAGCCCGGACGCUGGCCUGCAGCAGGAGUUGAUGUCGGCGCUGGCGCACACGCAGCUGCUCGAACACGCAGCCCGGGCGCUGAUGCACGCCGCCCAGUCCACCUCGUCAGCAGGCGUUUCAGGAUCAGCCGCGUCCUCAGCAUCGGGGCCGGCAGAUGAGAGCCGGUCAACCGUGUCAGCGGCAGUGGCCCAUUUCUCCAACUCGCUCAUCUCUCUGGUGGGAGGGAACCUGGCCAUCGUGGCCGUCUGCCCACGGCCCCGGAAGAAGGACGCACUCCACGAUGUCGAGUUCAAUGCACAGCAGCUCGAGCUGCUGCAGCAGCUGCGGCCGCUGCUGGCCGGCCGCUGCGUGCAGCUCUUCGCGGCGUGGGCGGGCUUGUGCGCGGCCAUGGCCUUCCGGCAGCAGGCCGCAGACGGCAGUGUUCAGAAGGCCUUGGCACCGACUGAGGCACAGUUGCAGCACGGGCUGCCGCCUGCGCUAAUACAGUCGCUGCGUCUGUCGCCAGACUCUGCGGAUGUACUACGCGUGGCAACCGCGACACUUAGCACGGUCAUACAGGUGACGGUCAGCGGCCCCUGCGACCUGGCCAUCGCUCAGCCGCCCGCCGGCCACGACCGCCUGCCGCCGCAAAGCCCCCAGCUGCAGCCGCAGACGCAGCAAUUAGCGAAGCCAUCGGUGGGGCCGUCACCAUCAUUACCAUCCUUGUCGGCAGCAGCAGCAGCAGCAGCAGUGCCGUACAGCGCCGUACACGCGUACGGCCUGCUGGAAGAGGUCGGGUACUGCCUGGCCUGCCACGGCAGCUGCCGUGUCGAAAACUUGAGCUUGAUCGCCGUAGUAAUGGGCCGACUGCUGGCGGAGCUGCCGCCGCCGCGGGCGGCGGUGCUGCUGCCGGGCUGGUGGCGGCUGCUAGCGCAGCAGCCGUCCAUGCUCCUGCAGCCGACCUGGUUAGUGCAGGUCGUUGGGGAGCUGCUGCGGCUGCAGCUGAAUGCGCCGCCGCCCGCCGCAUGGGCUGCUGACGCGACGGAUGCAGCUUCCGCGGUUGCGGCGGGCGUGGACUGGCCGCAGCAAGGGGCUGCAGCGCACAACUUGGGAGGAAAGCCCGCCGUUGGGGCUGCCGCUGCGCCGAUAGCAGCAAAGGCAGCAGCCAGCCUGGCGCUUGAGAGGGACCCCAGCUACAGCCUGCGCUGCGCGCUGGAGGCGGGGCUGCUUCCGGCGCUGGAGCGGUGCCUGCGCACCCCGCAGGCCUGGCGGCAGGUCGGCAGUCAGCCGGACAGCGCAUGCAGCCUGCUGCUCGUCGUGAACAGCGUGCUGCGCGACUCAGGCGUGUGGCCCGCAGUGCUGGCGCGCGGUCCCGUGCAGCAGGCGGUGUCGCUGAUUGCCACGCUGGGCACAGCAGCCCGGCUACUGCAGGUGGAGGAGACCUGGUGCGGCGUGAUCAGGCUCGCGUCGCAGCCGGGUACGGAGCGGGGCACGGAGCUCGGCGCCGGGGACCACCUGUGUGCCUACCUGGCCGCAAUGCUGGAGCAGGGUGCGGACGUGCGGGCGCUGCGCGAGCGCGCACAGCGGCAGCGAGAGGGGCAGCCGCAGCCGCAGCAGGAGGCGCGGCAGCCAGCAGCGCAGCGGCAGGGGCAGGGGCCACAGGGGCAGCCAGAGCAGCCACCUCCACAGGGUGCAGCCACCAACGCCGCGACCACAGCCGCAGCCGCAGCCGCAGCAGCUCCCACACUGCACCUGAACUCGGUGAUGGAGGCAAUGCUGCUGGAGGACGGCAGUGUCAGGCCCUCCACGUUCUCCAUCGCCUGGAUGGCGGCGGCGGGCGGCCUGCCCGCGCCCGGCUCCGCAGCGGACCGACAGCAGCAGCUGCUCACCAGCUUUGCGGUGUACCACUGGCUGCCGGUGCUGGCGAAGGCUACACGGGAGGCCAUGCAAGACCUGCAGGCGUGCGCCGGGCGCACGCUGGCGCAAGCGCUCCUAGUGGGGCGCCUGCUGAUGGAUGUGCUCUGGCGCGAGGAUUGCUCCCAGGCAGAAGCGGGCGACGGCGCGGGCGCAGGAGCCGGUGGAAAGGCAAGCAGCCCGCGGCCCGACGGGGCGUGGUGGGACGGCAUGGCGCCGACUGGCGAGUCGCUUGCUAACCACAUGCACCAGAUCGUGUGUGUGCUGGCCACGGGCGCCGUAGAGCCGCUGCUCCAGCAGUGCGACGCGUGGCAGCAGGUGGCAACAUUGGACCUGCUGCAGUCAUACUGGACAUGCUUCGACAACAUGGCGCGCGUGGCGACGUAUUUGCAAGCGAUGGAUGCGGCCCAGAAGCAGCAGCGGCAGCAGCAGCGGGAGCAGCAGCGGGAGCAGCAGCGGCGGCGGCGGCGGCGACCGGAGGAUGUGCAGCAGAACGAGCAGGUGGGUUGUGGCGAGGGCAGCAGCAGCGGCAGUGGAGGCGGCGGCAACUGCUGCAGCCAGUCACUGCACGAGCUGAUGUUGCCGUUCGUGGCGCCGCUGCCGGCUCAGCGCCUGGCGGCGGCUCACGGGCGGCAGGACUUGUUCGAUUACCUGGGCGCAGUGGCGGUGGAAGCGAAAUGGGAGAUUUUGAUUGAGUGCGCAAAUGCUGCAGCCGACACGGACGAGCUUGAGCGCAAGCGCGAGAUAGAACGUAGGUGCGACAGCUUGGCGAGUAGUAGCGACAUAACGGAUAGGUUGAGGGAGAAGUGGUCCGCCCCCAUGCAGCCGCAGUACCCGUGGCUGCUGUCUCAAGGGGAGGUGCGGGCGGGGCUGCAGGACCUGAUGGCCGCACAGGCUGCGGCAGCUGCGGCGGCUGCGCCGGUGCCCAGCGGUACGGGUGGCAGCAGCAGCAGCAGCAGCAGCAGUGGCGUCGACCAUGGAAGCGGCAGUGGCAGCAGCAGUGGCAGUAGCGGUGGCCCGGUGUUUGUGCACAAGCUGUGCUGCAACCCGAAGUGCUGCUCGCUGGACGGCCCAAGCGCGUUGAUCGCGCCCCGCAGCGGCAAGACGUGCGUGCGGUGCCGUGCUGCCACGUACUGCUGCGGCGCGUGCCAGCUGGCGGACUGGCGUGAGCGGCACUCUGGCACCUGCAGUGGAGCGGCGGCAGGGGCGGCAGGGGCAGUGCAGGCAGGGGCGAAGAUGGCAGGAGUGUAAGCUAUUGAGACAAACACGUGACGCGUGGAGGUGCUCGAAUGCUGCGUGUGAUGGCACCUGAGCAGUGGCUUGUGGAGCAUGCACGUACUUCGGGGCAGGGGCGGGUGCCCCUAAUUGUGUGGUAGACGCCGCCUGCACCCGCAGCUGUAGGGACCUCAUUGGAGGUGGGACGCCCUGGUUGGCAAGGCAUGAGGAGCCCUCCAUGAGCGGGGGAAAGCGCGGUUGCUCUGCUAUAGCCUACAGCAAUGAGCCGAUGACUCAGUGCAGUUGGGGUUUGCUGCGAGCGCAGUUGCCCCGGGAUUGGGGGUCGGGAGCGGCGUACCGGCAUAUGCGGAGGCUGUUGUGGAUGGGUUGGUGUGUUGCGGCGGCGGAGCGUCCAUGUGUACGGCAUGACGGUAUGUGCUCGUGUGCAGUUACUGCGGAGCUUUAAACGAAGGACAGAUGGAAGCGGGAAAAGGUCUGAACAUCU